ACUGUGGGGGCCCGGCGGGGUGCCCCCCAAGAAACACACACACACACACACAAAUUGGCACCACCCUCUGGCCCUCCGCCCCGCGUUCGGUCCCCGCCCCACCUCGCGGCCCGCCCCGCAGGUAAAGCUGCGACCCAGGAGGUGCGUGGGGAUGAUCUCACUCGCGCGCUCCGCGCCGGGAGCAGAAGCAGGAGCAGGAGGAGGAGGAGGAGGAGGAAGAGGAGGAGGAGGAGCGGGAGCAGCUCCGACUUCCGGGUAGUGCAGCCACACGCCACCGGCGUCUUGCUUGCUUUUUCUCCCCCUUUGCCCCACACCCCACCCCACCCCGUGCACCCCUUGUCUCUCCCGCCUUUGCUUUCCUUCUACCCGGCCCCACCUGCAAACAUGAACAGCUCAGACGAGGAGAAGCAGCUGCAGCUCAUCACCAGCCUGAAGGAGCAAGCAAUAGGCGAAUAUGAAGACCUUCGAGCAGAGAACCAGAAAACAAAGGAGAAGUGUGACAAAAUUAGACAAGAACGAGAUGAAGCUGUUAAAAAACUGGAAGAAUUUCAGAAAAUUUCUCACAUGGUUAUAGAGGAAGUCAAUCUUAUGCAGAACCAUCUUGAAAUAGAGAAGACUUGCCGAGAAAGUGCUGAAGCUUUGGCCACAAAGCUAAAUAAAGAAAAUAAAACAUUGAAAAGAAUCAGCAUGUUAUACAUGGCCAAGCUGGGACCAGAGGUCAUAACUGAAGAAAUAAACAUUGAUGAUGAAGACCCAACCACAGAUUCUGAACUUGCUUCAGAGACUUGUGUGUCGGGACAGUGUCAGAAGCAGAUGAAAGAACUUCGAGAUCAAAUUGUAUCUGUUCAAGAGGAAAAGAAGAAUCUAGCCAUUGAACUAGAAAACCUCAAGAGCAAACUUGCAGAAGUAAUGGAAGAAGUAAAUAAAGUUAAACAAGAAAAAGAAGUUUUAAACUCUGAAGUUUUGGAACAGAGAAAAGUCUUAGAAAAAUGCAACAGAGUGUCUAUGCUAGCAGUAGAAGAAUAUGAAGAGCUACAAGUCAAUUUGGAACUGGAGAAGGACCUUCGAAAGAAAGCAGAGUCUUUUGCACAAGAAAUGUUCAUUGAACAAAACAAGCUCAAAAGGCAAAGCCAUCUUCUGCUACAGAGCUCUGCUCCUGACCAGCAGCUCUUGAAAGCUUUAGAUGAAAAUGCAAAACUCACACAGCUCUUGGAAAAAGAAAGAAUUCAUCAUCAACAAAAGGUUAAAGAAUUAGAAGAGCAGCUAGAAAACGAAACACUCAACAAAGAAAUACACAACCUUAAGCAGCAACUGGAACUUCUAGAAGAAGAUAAAAAAGAAUUGGAAUUGAAGUAUCAGAAUUCUGAGGAAAAAGCCAGAAAUCUAAAACAUUCUGUUGACGAACUCCAGAAACGGGUGAACCAGUCUGAGAAUUCAGUACCUCCUGCACCUCCUCCGCCACCACCACUCCCACCGCCUCCCCCCAAUCCCAUCCGGUCUCUCAUGUCCAUGAUCCGGAAGCGAUCCCACCCCAGCGGCAGUGGUGCUAAGAAAGAAAAGGCAGCUCAACCCGAAACAACUGAAGAAGUCACAGAUCUGAAGAGGCAAGCAGUGGAAGAAAUGAUGGAUAGAAUUAAAAAAGGAGUUCAUCUCAGACCGAUUAAUCAGACAGCCAGACCCAAGGCAAAGCCUGACUCAUCCAAAGGCUCUGAAAGUGCAGUGAAUGAACUGAAAGGAAUACUGGGGACACUUAACAAAUCCACUAGUACAAGAAGCUUAAAAUCCCUUGACACUGAAAACAGUGAAACUGAGUUAGAAAAGAUUUUGCGGCGCAGAAAGGUGACAGCUGAAGCAGAUAGUAGUAGUCCAACCGGGAUAUUAGCCACCUCAGAGUCCAAAUCCAUGCCAGUGUUGGGUUCUGUAUCCAGUGUAACAAAAAGAGCCUUGACCAAGAAAACUCUGGAGGCAGAAUUCAACAGCCUGCCCUGCCCAACACCUGAGCCAGGUGAAGGGUGCUGUAAAUUGGAAGAAUGCACAAGUUCCAAGGUUACACUUCAGCCUCCCAGUAACACUGGACAGAGGAUUGGCAGUAAAGAGCAAGCUGAGCCAGUUGUAGUUUUAGAUCCUGUUUCCACACAUGAGCCUCAAACCAAAGACCAGGUCAUGGAAAAGGAUCCAACUCAACACAAGGAGGCAGAAGGUGAAAUGAAACCAGAAUACAAAGAAACAAGCAGUGGAAAAACUCAAGAUUCCAACAGCUCCAUCUGCUGAUCCAGAAACCAGAAAGAUGACAUGUGUGGAAGCCAUUUUCAAUAAGCACAUCUUCGGUUUUAGAUUGGCAAGGGCUAUGGACAUUCUGUUCUUGUCACUGGAUUCAGGAUAAAAGUUUUUUUUCUGGUGUUCCUUUUGUAAGCAGUACAACUAUAAGCUAGUUAGCACAAUCUACAGCCUAAGUAGUCUUUGGUUUUUAUCUUGAUAGGGAUAAGGUUCUUUAUAAUUACUAUAGAACAUGUGACUUCCUUUAGGUGGUUACAGAAAUCUCUUUUAGAUAAUGUGUAUACUCCUCCUCCGAUGUAUUGUUCAAGUUUGCAGUACUUGUAGGUCUUUUGAUAAAUAUAACUGAUUUAUGUAAUGUACAAAGUUCCCUAAAAUGUUUCUGUUUGGUGGUGAAACUAAAAUAACCUAAAAAUUGUUGGGGACUAUGGCAUACAAAUGACAAUCUAGUAGACUGAUGGACUUAAAACAUACAGGAGCUGCCAUCAACUGAAUGGUCCCAUGUUAAUGUUAAAUCACACAAGUCCUUCCUUUAGUACAAGUUGAAAAUACUUGAUGCUGAUUAUUUUCAAAGCAUCCCACAGAUUUUGGUUGAAAAUGCACUAGUGGCCUGAAUGUAGAAUUGAGAGGAAGUCCAAAACUUGGAAAUUAAAAACAUUAUCUUGGCAAACCAUGCUCUUUCAACUAUAAGUUAACUAUGAUUGGGUGGUUUUCUUUUUCAUGUACUAAUGUAGCACAAGUACCAUAUUUUGUUACAGUUCUUAGGUGAAGCUAAGUGACAGGCAAACAAUGUUCUUGCUUCACUGCUGUUCUACAUUGCACAGGUUUGUUAUAUUUUUUUUUAAGAAAUUAAGUGGUAGUUAGUCUCUUAAAGUACAAUAUUUCAGGCUCCCAUGGCGAAUAAAUAGACAUAUAAUCAGGGAUUUUUUUAAACGUAUACAGCUUUUCAAAGUUGAUUAUUUCAAAAUUGGUGUUUAUUUAAAUAAGUGGUAAUGUACUAGAAUGCAUUUUUUAUGACAAUGAUUCUGUAAUGGUAAUUUUACUAUUAAAGAAAGUGAAAGGUUGAGUUUUAUUGGCAUGGUUAAGCAUGUAACUGUCAGGUGUUUUCACCUAAGGGUAAAAGAAAAUGAUAGUCAUAAUUGCAGUAGUUGUGUUUUAUUUUUGCAUGUGUGCUAAGCAUAGGCUUAAAGAGGUGGGUUGGCAGGUAAUGUACUUCCUAAAUUUGGAGAUAAUUAUCUUUAUGUAGGUUUGUUAUGCUUGACUGUUGCCAUGUUCUUCUGGUGAUUUUACAGUAACUGAACAGUCCCCUCAUGGGGAAUUAAAAUAGAAUGAUUUCAAAUGAUUUCCCUUAAUUGAAUAAUACUGCUAUAUUACAGACUAACCACAAACUGCAUUAAAUUCGUUUAAUUAAUUGUUAUGCUGUGAUUUGAACUCCUCACUACACUUAUUAAAAAGCACCAAGAGUUUUCCAUUCAA
Molecule: messenger RNA, 3750 nt
Organism: Suncus etruscus (white-toothed pygmy shrew)
Lineage: Eukaryota; Metazoa; Chordata; Mammalia; Eulipotyphla; Soricidae
Gene: SHTN1
Product: shootin 1
Exons: 17
Coding region: 385-2271 (628 amino acids)
Source: RefSeq, a predicted model, not a curated record